CAACUCGCCAUCCUUUUUGGCAUUCGCCACCCUUUAAUACCCUUCACGUUUAUUAACGCCUGUGACGCCAACUGCAUAGGAUUUAACCUUUUCAUUCAAGCUCUUUCGGGCGCACAAGCCUAGCCAUUCUCUCAUUCCCCCUUCUCUCCUUCUGUGUCGGUAUCUGCAGCUAUGGAGGAUACUGUGAGCAACGAUACAACCAUACAAGCGCCUGUCCGACCUCAGGACGGGAAGAUAGAAGAAAAGACGAGCGUCGUGCUUAAAGUGGGUAUGGUGGGCGACUCGCAGAUAGGGAAGACAAGCUUGAUGGUCAAGUACGUUGAGGGCAGUUUCGACGAGGAUUACAUCCAAACAUUAGGGGUAAACUUCAUGGAGAAAACCAUCAGCGUACGAAAGACAACCAUCACAUUCUCUAUCUGGGACUUGGGAGGGCAACGAGAAUUCGUCAACAUGCUCCCCUUGGUCAGCAACGAUGCGGUAGCACUGUUAUUCAUGUUUGACCUCUCACGAAAAUCCACACUCAACUCGGUGAAGGAGUGGUAUAGGCAAGCAAGAGGGUUCAACAAGAGCGCGAUUCCUUUUCUGAUCGGAACAAAAUUCGAUUUAUUCGCCCAAUUAGGUCGUGAUGAGCAAGAAGAAGUGACAAAGCAGGCAAAACGCUUCGCAAAAGCCAUGCACGCGCCAUUAAUCUUCUCAUCCACAUCCGCCUCUAUCAAUGUCCAAAAGAUCUUCAAGAUCGUCCUCGCCAAAGCGUUCGACCUCAAAUGCGUCAUCCCAGAGAUCGACACCGUCGGCGAGCCCAUUGUCCAGUACCUCGACGUAUGAUGCGCCCUGGCUGCCAGAGCCUGCAGCCCACCGCACGCACCCCGCAGCUCGAUGCAUUGCGUUCCGAUGCGCUGCGAUGUAUACUAUUGCCCCCGUUCAUAUCGUUCCCUUUGUCGCGCCUUUCUACGGUACUUGCUGGGUCGUUGAUCCCUUCUUGGACAAAGUGUUGCAUCGAUUUGCUCUCAGCGCGCCAGCCUCUGCUGGCUCUCCCUCUCGCUCGGGCGAGCACCCGCGGCUCCCCGCCGACAACUCUCGCCACUCCCUCCCGACUACAUCUGAAUAACGGCAAAUGCAACUCGAUCAGAAGGCAUGCACGACCUUCUCCACCCCUGUCGGCUGGCUCUCGCACUCACCAGGAGCGCAAUUCUGGCCUGACACUCCCUUUCCUGCUCUCCGCCCGGCAUCCAGCUCCUGUUCCUGCUUCUCAGUAUCAGUACUUGCACAACCCACUUAUCUCUCUUUGCAUUUAAUUAUACCCUCACACUCAC
This is a messenger RNA of Dacryopinax primogenitus, 1313 nucleotides long. Its product is annotated as small monomeric GTPase. The transcript has 7 exons. NCBI's taxonomy places the organism in Eukaryota, Fungi, Basidiomycota, Dacrymycetes, Dacrymycetales, Dacrymycetaceae. Gene Ontology annotation, molecular function: GTPase activity; GTP binding. Bases 172 to 825 code for a protein of 217 amino acids. The record is from RefSeq and is a predicted model, not a curated record.